Symsagittifera roscoffensis is the source of this 1514-nucleotide messenger RNA. RefSeq lists its product as uncharacterized. Bases 306 to 1394 code for a protein of 362 amino acids. Gene Ontology annotation, molecular function: hexosyltransferase activity. NCBI's taxonomy places the organism in Eukaryota, Metazoa, Xenacoelomorpha, Acoela, Convolutidae. The record is from RefSeq and is a predicted model, not a curated record. The transcript is spliced from 2 exons. Gene Ontology annotation, cellular component: Golgi membrane.
UCUCCGUAGUAUACUUACUUGCAUUUUCCUUUUGUAUCCUGUCGCUACAUUUGUUGAAAAGCUCUAUCCAAUUGGCAAUAGAAUUUACAGAAAGUUAUGUCUUCACUUUUGAGCACAGAGAGUUUGAGAAAUUUCACUACCUUGAUUUUGAUCAUUAUACUGCUCAUAUACAACCGCUGAGGCAAAUUAGUCGUGUGUUAAUAGCAAUCGCAUCUAGGCCAGAAGAUGUCACAAACCGAGAUGCUCUUCGGAAAACAUGGGCACAUAAUUCUAAUUUGGUGCAAUUUUACACAACAGGAAAACCUAUGGGUAGCACAAACUCCUUCAGUGAAGACAGUGACUCGAUCGUGUUAUUUGAGUACAAGUUUGUACUCGGAAACUGUGACAGAGCCGAUUGUCGCGAUUCUCAAGCUGAAUUGGAAAGAAAUCAGGAUAUCAUUUUUGGAGAUUUCUCAGAAGGAUACUACAAUUUGACUCUAAAGACGAACUUCAUCCUGCAAUACGCAGCUGAGUUCAUGCAGAACUUCUCAGUCAACUACAGUCACAUGCCGAAUUCGAAAGUGCACUUUAUGGUCAAAGCAGACGACGACACUUUUGUGAACUUGAGACUGCUAGGGGCUAUUUUGUCGCAGACUGUUGCGCAUAAAGCAUACGGGGGUAAAUGUGGGUCAUUUGACUCUCCUUGCAGAAACUCAAAAAGCAAACAUUAUCUGUCUACGACAGAUUACAGGUUCAGGUUUUUUCCCCCUCAUUGCGAGGGCCCAAUGUAUUAUUUAUCCGCUGACCUAGUGCAUGAAAUGGCAACUAUUUCCAAACAGUUCCACAAACUGAAUCGAACAAACCGAGAUUUCGGAGCAAUUUCUAGAUUCGAAGAUGUAGCCCUAGGUUUUUACCUUUACAUGUAUGCAGCUAAAGUGGAUGUUAGUUAUGUUAACUUUUUGUCCAAUAUCUACCCGAAACACAAAUUGCUGGGUUACUUCAAUGUAUAUGAUAUUGUAUUGGAAAAAAUUCCUUGUAAAACUAUGUUCUACUUCGGACAGUUGAAUAUCGGAGCUCUUUCUGAAAAGGUGUCAACAUAUGCUGCUAGCUUAAAUAGCAGUUUUGCCAAUAAGCCUUAUUUCUAUCAAACUUUUAGCUUUGCCAAUUUUGCAAUAUCUUCAGCUUUUUUCUCUUCACAUAUCGAUAGUGACCAAUCUAACCACAGUGCUAAUACUAUUAAAGAUAACCCUCCGCUUUCCAAUGUUCAACAACAUCCAAUAGCAAGUUCUAUCGCUCGUCUCAAGUUACAUAAGAAUUGCGUCAUUUGGUUUCGUAACGUUAAGCGUAUUGUCGUCUACCACCAUGUUAACAAUGCUGCUAUGUAUAAUUUAAAUUUUUGUCUUAACUAUUUUUGAUAUUUUUUGUACAUAAACGAGAAAAAAUUGAUUGUAAAAAUUAUAUUAUUAUUCAAAUGGUGACAGUUUUUUAGUAAAUAACACAUUCCAUAUUAGAAACUGACUGAGUUUAAUAAAACU